AUGCAGUUGGUGCUGGGCUUGCUUGCCCUGUCUUGUGCGGCGGGCGUGCAGUCUGCUGAAGGUGCAAAGUACGAUGUGCUAUCCUGCAAUUCCUUCAACUUAGCGAAUAACCAAUACGAACAAAAUGCAGACCACGGCUCAUGGCCAGCCAGCGGCUUCUGUCGUGCAAUUCGUAGCCAGACCCUCCCUGUCGGCGCACAUUAUUCCUACGAGGCUUCGGUGUCGCUGUAUAACGUGAGGGGCAGGGGCGGGGUGAAUUUUGGUCAUCUUGGAUUGGCUUACAAUGCGCUGGAUGCGAACAACUUCGAUUUCGUGUACUUUCGUCCUCACUCCUCUGGGGGCUGCUUCCAAACUGGUUACGUCAUCAACGGAAUCCCAACAUUCCCCGCGGACUCAGUAUCCAGUGCUUGCCCAAGCGGACCUCCGAGGGGUGGAUCAUGGUUCCAGGCAAAGGUUCUCGUCCAGGGUAUCAAAGCUCGCAUAUUCCUGGACAACAAACUAAUCCGAGAAGUUUCUACCCAUUACCGACCAUAUGGACGCGCAGGCGUCAUCGUCGCGAACGGUUACAAAAAUGUUAUCUACUUUAAAAACUUCGAGAUAAAAGGCAUCUCAAAAUCCUACCCCUUCCCGGCGAGGUCUUGUAUGGCGACACACACUCUUCCUGGAUAUUACUUGCUGGACGCGGACCAUGGCUCCUGGCCGCGAAGCGGGUUUUGCAGAACAUUACUUAAACCUGCUUUACCUGGUUCCUCUUAUCGGGUGUCGGCGAAGUUCUUGAAUCUGAUCGGGCGUGACGGUGUUAAUUUUGGACAUCUUGGACUGAUGUUCAAUGCAAAGGACAUUAACAAUUUCGAUUUCGUCUAUUUUAGGCCACACUCUGCUGGGGACUGCUAUCAAACAGGAUAUGUCGUCAACGGGGUCCCUAAUCUUAGUGGUGCUUCCUCAGGGCCAUGCUCUGGUGGCCCCCCAUCAGGCGGAAAAUGGUUCAGCGCGCAUGUUGACGUCAUCGGAACACGCGGCAAAUUCUUCCUCGGAGAGAUCCUGGUAGCGAGAUCCUGGUAG
Messenger RNA from Nematostella vectensis (starlet sea anemone), 1062 nucleotides. RefSeq lists its product as uncharacterized. The coding region runs from base 1 to 1062 and encodes 353 amino acids. The transcript has 4 exons. The record is from RefSeq and is a predicted model, not a curated record. NCBI's taxonomy places the organism in Eukaryota, Metazoa, Cnidaria, Anthozoa, Actiniaria, Edwardsiidae.